AUGGAUAGCAAAACACCCAGACACCGAACUGCAUGUGAUGCAUGCAAACGAAUGAAGAUCAAAUGCGAAUGGGAUCAAGAAGGAAAAUGUAAUCGUUGCCAUGGACGGGAGAUGGACUGCACCGUCACGACUAAGGAGCGGAAAAAGAGAGAGAAAAAGAAGGGUAAUCAUAUCUCUCUCUUAGAAGAUAGAUUGAAGCGUAUGGAGCAUGUUAUGACGAAUUCGGGACUUAGCAUGGAUGCUUCUGGCAUUGAGAGACAGCCAUCAGAAGAGAUAAAUGAUCAAGCUGCAAUGUUUGAAAAAUUCUCUUCACUCACUAUAAGUGCCGCUUCUGGGUUUUCUAUAUUUUCUCCGCAAGGCCUUCAACUUAUCAGCAAGAUGACUGGAAACGACGAAUUUAAAACUUUCAAGGCUGCUACAAAGCAUACAAGAUUGUACCAAUACUCCAUAUCCCCGUCGUUAUGGUAUGCGAUGCCUGAUGAAAGACACAAACCUCUUCCACCCAAGGAAAUUGCGGAUCAGAUUCUGGAAUUUAUCUUUGACAGGCUGAUACCUUCAUUUCCUCUAUUCGACCGAAAGACUUUUAUGGAACGGUACUCCCGCCAAUAUCCGGUCAAAUGUUCAGAAGACCCUGCUUGGUACGCCUGCCUCAAUGUCUGUUUUGCUCUUGCUUCCAUUAUACGCAAGGAAAAUUUGCCUGGGAAUUCACCUCCAAGUGCAAAUUCUCAUAGACCUGGAGGGCUGGAAAACUUGGCAUGGUGGCGAUGGCUUCGGAACGCAGCUAGUACCUUUGUUGACUUACAAUUCGGACCGCCUUCCCUAACCGCCGUACAGGCAAUGACUGGACUAGCAUUCAUUCUAGACACACUCUCAGAUCCAAACCCAUGCUCUGUCGUAUCAGCAGCAACGAUUCGACUUGCACAAGCCAUUGGACUUCAUCGCAACAUAUGCUAUUCUGGCCUUAGUGAGGCUGAAAUAGAGCAAAGACGUAACGUCUUUUGGAUUGCUGUCAUGAUUGAACGUGGAGUAGUAAUUCGUCACGGUCGUCCAUCGGUGAUUCAUGAUGAAGAUAUAGGGGUUGACUUACCACCUGAAAGCCAAUAUCCGAAGAACGUCGACGGAAGAUUUGUUACAUUUCGCCAUAAUGCCACGUUAUCGUUGCUUCACGGUCGAAUAUACAAUAGACUAUACUCCGCGAAAUCAUUUACAAAACCUAAAAUGGAGAGAUUAAAAAUAAUUGGAAUGCUGGACGAUGAACUUCAACAAUGGUGUGAGACAAUCCCAAUUGAAGUUCGGCCAGGUCACCCUUUACAAUGCAAUGAACAUCAUAUGGUUACAGUCGUUUGUAUGCAGUGGGGCUAUUACCAGUGUCUUAGUACCAUUCAUCGAGGGUCAUUGUAUUACGGCCCAGGAUCUCUAGAUCCGGAUGAUGAUAGAUCUCAAGGCGACUUCGAUGCUACAUUGAAUCCACGUGUAUACGCCAGUGUUGCGAUCUGUGUUAAUGCAGCAAGGAGAACAAUCAAUUUGCUGGAAGAUUGCUUUAGCAUGUCUAUUCACUACGCACUGUCAGCAUGUGUUACGCUGUUUGCAAAUAUUCUCCAUCAUCCUCUUGAUCCACAAGCACAAUCUGAUCUCCGAUUGAUGAACGAUGUAGUAUCAUUUCUUUCUAGCUUCGAAGAUCAAGGUUCGGCUGUCAGCAACCCAGCAGUACCAAUAUUUCAAGAAAUCAAUCGUGUCGCUGCAGAGCAUGUCAAAAAGGCACAACAUACAGCUCCAAAGUAUAACAAAAGAUCGCGAGCUAAAUCCAGUAAUAUUGAAGACCCGAACACGGAUAGCGAUGAAUCGGAUGAAGAAGACUGUAACACGGACGACCCGGUUAGUAUUAGGGCGGUUUCUGAGGUUCAAUAUUUAAAAUCUCCAAUAUCACUUGCCAACUUUGCAGGAACUCAAGUGUCUUCCUUUCCUCCAGCACAAUCACUAUCCAAUUUUCCGUCGGAUAUGCAGCCAUUUAAAUACAGUUCCUUGAGUCAUAAGCCACAGAAUAUUCCCACAUCUGUACAUCAGACCUACAAUACACAGUUAGCGGCACAAGAUCCUCAUCAAUCUCCUCCCUAUUACGAUAUAAAUCCUCAUACACAACACCACGCAAAUUAUCCCGGUCUAAAUCAUCAACAGCCACAAAUUCAUUCCUCGAAUUACUACCGGCAAGAUCCGCACCCCCCUUUACGUGGCCCUCACUUAGAACCAGAACCUCAAUCUUAUCUCUUACACCCUUAUAUACAUACACUUCACCCCGCCACCGACUUUUAUUCUCCUCCUUCAGACCAACACCAACACCGGAACAUAACUCAAGAUCACUCAAAUCCAAUUACAAAUACAAUCAGAAAUUCUAACCCCAAUCUUCAAGAUCCAGUAGGUCAAGCGGAAGAAUCUUUAAUCUCGCAAGAUGGAAGUUGGUUUUUCCCAAUGAUUAGUCCGUGGUCUUUUGGAGAUAGGUCUGACAUCAAUUCAAAUGGGAUUCAUGAGAAUAUUGUGGGUGAAGGAGAAGGAGGAGAACAUGGAUGGGGCGGCGUGGGGAUAUGA
Molecule: messenger RNA, 2583 nt
Organism: Sclerotinia borealis F-4128
Lineage: Eukaryota; Fungi; Ascomycota; Leotiomycetes; Helotiales; Sclerotiniaceae
Source: the annotation of a GenBank genome assembly